Molecule: messenger RNA, 1266 nt
Organism: Camelina sativa (false flax)
Lineage: Eukaryota; Viridiplantae; Streptophyta; Magnoliopsida; Brassicales; Brassicaceae
Source: RefSeq, a predicted model, not a curated record
AUGCGCAAGGAGAUCGACGCAUUAGAACUUAACGAGACCUGGACGCUUGAACGUCUUCCUCCCGGUGUCAAAGCUCUUGGCUCUAAAUGGGUGUAUCGGCUUAAGUUUAAUUCAGAUGGUACACUUGAACGAUAUAAGGCUCGGUUAGUCGCUUUUGGUAAUCACCAAAAAGAGGGUGUUGAUUUCUCGGAGACAUUUGCUUCGGUUGCAAAACUUCAAACCGUCCGAACCUUACUUGGUGUUGCUUCGGUUAAAAAUUGGGAACUCCAUCAGAUGGAUGUUCACAACGCAUUCUUACAUGGAGAUCUUGACGAGGAUAUCUACAUGAAACCUCCUCCCGGUUUUCUUCCCGCUGAUCCGUCUCUGGUGUGCAAACUUAAAAAGUACAUUUAUGGUCUACGGCAAGCUCCUCGCUGCUGGUUUUCCAAGUUGUCUACAGCUCUUCUUGACUAUGGUUUUGUUCGAUCUCACAAAGAUAAUUCUUUGUUUACCUAUCGGCGUGGCGGUGUUGUUCUUCAUGUUCUUGUCUAUGUUGAUGAUUUGAUUGUUUGUGGUGCUGAUUCUGCAGUUCUCAAAUCGUUUAAAGCUUAUCUAUCUCACUGUUUCAAGAUGAAGGAUAUAGGCAUGUUGAAAUAUUUUCUAGGCAUUGAAGUUGCUCGUGGACCUGAUGGCAUCUUUCUCUUACAGCGGAAAUAUUGUCUUGAUAUAAUUGACGAGUGUGGUUUGUCUGGUUCGUGUCCGGUUGAUACUCCUAUGGAGCAAAAUCAUACGCUGUUGGAUUCUAAAAGUGUCCCGUACUCGGACCCGGCUCAAUAUCAUCGUCUUGUUGGGCGUCUUGUUUGUCUCCUCCAUACGCGUCCUGAGUUAAGUUAUGUUGUCAACAUUCUUGCACAGUUUAUGCAGACACCUCUUUUGGAUCAUUGGAAUGCGGCUCAGCGUUUGGUUCGUUACUUAAAGUCUUCACCUGGUCAGGGUGUUGUUCUUUCUUCCACGACUCCUCUUCAAGUGAAUGCCUAUUGUGAUUCUGAUUUUAAUAAGGAUCCUUCAUCUAGACGGUCUCUUACUAGUUAUAUAGUUAUGCUUGGCGAUUCUCCUCUUCAAUGGAAGACCAAGAAGCAAAGUCGUGUUUCUCUUUCAUCGGCUGAAGCGGAGUAUCGCGCUAUGGCUAUGACCUGUACGGAGCUCUUGUGGCUGAAAGAAGUUUUGCAGUUUCUUGGCAUUGCUAAUCCUCAGCCAAAACUAAUUCAUAAUCAAAUGUUCUUGUGA